Periconia digitata is the source of this 2133-nucleotide messenger RNA. NCBI's taxonomy places the organism in Eukaryota, Fungi, Ascomycota, Dothideomycetes, Pleosporales, Periconiaceae. The record is from the annotation of a GenBank genome assembly.
UCCAAACUCCAUCUCGCAACUCCGUCCAAGGCAGGCCAUCGCAAGGUAAGAACAAGUCGAGCCGCCAUCAUGCCACCUCCACCCCUCCGCGCCGACACCCUCUCUCCCCCUUCCACCUCUUCCACCUCUCGCCGCCCCGUCCCUCGCAUCAUACCCGCCAUUCCUCGCCGCUUUGCCCGUCCCGCAGCCGCAGCCAAACCAACCACCCCCGACGACUCCAAAGCCGCGCCCGCUCUUGCGCCUGCGCCCCCGCCUGUCGACGACAAGAAAACAGAGCGCGCCCAUACUCCUUCGACCUCAGAGUCCAAGGCCUCGCCCUCUGCUGAGAAGCAGGCUCUGCCAAGCUCGACAUCUCCCUCUACGAACGGCAAUGCCGUGGGAGAAGUAGUUGCUGCAGAUACAAUCGCUGGCGCCGAGCAAAAGGGCUCUCAGCAGACUGAUUCAAAGGCAGCGCGCGAUUCGGCCAUCCCCAACGGCCAUCGCCCCAAGUCGACGGUUCGCACCGAGCUUCCCCCCGAGUUCUAUCCUAGGGAGAAAUCAUCUACCCAUUCACCCUUCUCAGACGGUGUGGAUGCGCCUUUCCUGCCGCCUCCCCAGUUUGUGCCUGUUCACCGCUUCCAACAGAGCGUAGAGGGAAUCGUCUUUGGGGGUGCUGUGCAAGAGUCGCCAGCCAUGCCCUCCACUCCCCAAGAGUUUGAGUCGGACAUGCAUGUUUCUCAACCCAACUUCACGCGCCCUCCCCCGGGCUUCGCUCCUCAUAUGGCUCCUCAAUUCUUUCCGGGCCACUCGCAUCACCCCUCCGACCCGGCCGCCUCGUGGCUCCAGCCCGCCUACUCCAUGGGUCCACCGCCAGAGGUCAUCUACGGCAAUGGUCAUGGCUAUACCUCUCCUACGUUUGCGCCGGGAUCGGCUUCGUUUCAGGCAGCCUUCCCUGCUCCAUUCCCUCCUCCGAAUGCGGCCAUGCCUGUCAACGGCGCUACUCGCUCUCACUCCCAGUCGCCCAGCAAGUCGCACUUUGAGGAUGCGAAACCUGCUCCGUAUCUGGAGGACGAGCCUGUGAUUCCAUACACCAACGGUUCUGCCCCGCGACAGUUUGGAGCGCCUGGCGAAAUCCACACCAUCGCCCGUCAUGUGUUCGGUCUAUUCGGCAACCCCGAAUUCGCCGAUUGCAUCCUACACGUGCGAUUCCAGGAUACUGUGCUUCUUGCUAUGCCAGUGCAUGCAGCAAUCGUUUCCCGGAGUCCAGCUAUUCUAGAAUCAAUCCGUCGAAGCGCCUCGCCCUCCUUCCGUACUAAGGAUCCGCGAAGGCUCGCAGAGGUCACCGUCGACAAUAUCUUUGUGUCCUACGAGUCUUCGCUUGAAGCGAUCAAGAUCCUCUACGGUGGUCCCUUGCUAUCACCUCCAUCUUUCCUCUUCGGGCUCACCCCGUAUCUUGAUGGCAGCGACCAAGGUUUCGUGUCGAGCGAAGCUCGUAGGCGUCUGGGUCAGGUCAUCAGCUAUAUCGCAGCAGGCAGCAGUAUGCAAAUCCCUGAAAUGCAGUCCUCCGGUCUCCGCGUCGCAAAAGCACUCUUACGCUGGGACACGAUCGAAGAGCUCCUUCAUUUCUGCCUCACCGAGACAUGUGCGAUGCCCCUUUUGAACGAGGUCGUUGGUUUCAUUGCGCACAACCUUCCCUCUGAUUUCUCUCUCUAUUCGCUAGCCCCUGAGUUGCGGCACUACCCACGCUUGCCUACUGUCACGGAGCCGAAUCAGGGCUCACACAAUCCGCGACUGAGUAAGAUUCAGUUCGGCGAUGCUCCUGCUGAGGACGAAGGAAGACCUAGUCACAUCACUCAAGUCCUCUCCAGCAUUCUGCUCACCAUCCCGUUGCCUCUCCUCGAUCAAAUCUUCGGACACCCCGCGCUUGCCAAUCCAGUUACCCGUAACAAUCUGGUCAAGAUCAUGAGGGAUGUGAUUGAAGAGCGCGAGGCGAGGCGACAGAAGGCGUCCAAGGCGGAGUUGAAGCUAUCGCCAGACGGCACGGUAGCACAGCGUCUCUUGGAGAAUCUCCGUCACCAGGAACGCAUGGAACUGUCGAAUGAGCGACCAUCGGGCUUUGCCUUGAUCUCGACUCGAGAGGCGGAAUCUAUGUAG